AUGAGCGGUUUGACCAACAGAGUGAAAAGAGGAUCGAGGGGUAGUGCAACUUUACUCGAAGCUGCAAACAGGAUUUUGCGUUUACUUGGCGUGAGCUCCACGAAGCGCGGGAAACAGCCCUCGCCCAAAACUAAGAUAAAUAGUCGAGCGUCGAGCGAGGCUCGUGCCCCUAUCGCGGCGGCCGAAACUAUAGUCGAGACUCCGAUUAAAAUGCAAGCUGCCUCGGUGCCUGCACCGGCGGCUGCGUCGCCUGCGCCCGCAUCCUCUGCACCCACACCAGCACCGGCACCCGCUUCAUCGCCCGCACCAAGUCAACCUCAAAAACCUACCAAACGAACAGCUAAAGAUUACAUUUUUGGCAAAUUAAUCGGCGAUGGCUGUUACAGCACCGUAUUUCUUGCGAAGGAUAUUCACAGUGGAAAGGAAUAUGCAAUAAAAGUGUGCGAAAAACUUCAUAUCAUCCGGAAAAAGAAAAGAGAAUACAUAAAACGCGAAAAAGAUGCUUUAAACAUGCUAUUCAACGUACCACACGGAUUCGUUAAACUUUAUUGCACAUUUCAGGAUGAGGAAAGACUUUAUUUUGUAUUGUCCUUUGCUAAAAACGGUGAACUACUCUCGUAUAUAAAUAAAGUGGGCUCUUUCGAGCUAAAUGUAGCGAAAUUUUAUGCCGCUGAAUUACUGUUGGCUUUAGAAAAGAUGCAUGCCAAAGGGAUCAUUCACCGUGACUUGAAACCAGAAAAUAUAUUAUUAGACGAAAACAUGCAUUUGCAAAUUGCUGACUUUGGAACGGCAAAGAUACUUGAUCCAGAAGAAAUUCGAUCAGCUCCGAAUACCACAGAUAAUGAGGUUCAAAAUGAACGAUCUAGGAAAAUUAGUUUCGUUGGAACUCCUCAGUACGUCAGUCCAGAAUUGUUGCAUGAUUGCGUUGACACGCGUGCCUCAGACUUAUGGGCGUUGGGAUGCAUCAUAUACCAAAUGAUUUCUGGGCUGCCGCCUUUCCGAGCUUCUACAGAAUUCUUAACGUUUAAAAAAAUAUUUAAAAUGGACUACGAGUUUCCAGAAGGCUUCCCAGCUGAUGCAAAAGAUUUAGUAGAAAAAUUAUUGGUACUAGACCACACUAAAAGACUUGGAGCUAAUGAUAAAGGAGAAACUUAUGAUAGUAUUCGCAAUCAUCCAUUUUUCGCUGGUAUCGAUUGGGCCAAAAUUUGGGAGCAGACACCUCCACCUAUUAGCCCAUAUUUACCUGGAGGAUCGUUUGAAGAAGAAUAUAAUGUCCCUGAUGAUAUUGAACCAGGUUUCUGCAAUAACAGGCUUCUGAGUCUCUGGCAAGAAGAUUUAUCUACCUCCAAAGGUAUCCUAAACAUAAGUCCUGAAGAGAAACGUCAGCGUCUCGAAGCGCAAUCAAGGGACAGCAAAUGGCAUCAGUUCGUCGACGGCGAACUAAUAUUAAAACAAGGCUUGGUCGACAAGAGAAAGGGGUUAUUUCCUCGACGGCGAAUGUUGUUACUUACGACUGGACCACGCUUAUUUUAUGUCGAUCCUGCGAACAUGGUUCUCAAGGGAGAGAUUCCUUGGUCAUCGGAACUACGAGCUGAGGCAAAGAAUUUCAGGAUAUUUUUAGUGCACACGCCUAAUCGUACAUAUUACUUGGAAGACCCUGAUUCUUAUGCGUUAGAGUGGGCUCGCAUGAUCGAUGAGGUGCGCAUCGCCACAUACUUACGUCGGCCAGGAGCGUGGCGCAACGAGUGGCGCCACAUAUGUUCAGCGCGCCACGACCUCGGCGUGUGUGCGCACAGUAACGCUGACCAAGAGCGUGGCGCCACAUGUUCAGCGCGCCACGACCCCAGCUUGUGUGCGCACAUAACGUCAGCUAUGAGCGUGGCGCGGCGAGCGGCGCCAUAUAUGUUCAGCGCGCCACAACCUCAGCGUGUUUGCGUGCGCACAGUAACGUCGGCCAGGAGCGUGGUGCGGCGAGCAGCGCCACAUAUGUUCAGCGCGCCACGACACGACGACCGAUCGACUCCCACUCGAUCACUCUGGAUACUGAUUGACUGA
This is a messenger RNA of Arctia plantaginis, 2055 nucleotides long. The record is from the annotation of a GenBank genome assembly. Lineage: Eukaryota; Metazoa; Arthropoda; Insecta; Lepidoptera; Erebidae.